Phalaenopsis equestris is the source of this 471-nucleotide messenger RNA. RefSeq lists its product as uncharacterized. NCBI's taxonomy places the organism in Eukaryota, Viridiplantae, Streptophyta, Magnoliopsida, Asparagales, Orchidaceae. The record is from RefSeq and is a predicted model, not a curated record. The transcript has 2 exons. The coding region runs from base 94 to 471 and encodes 125 amino acids.
AACUCGCCGGCAGAUCCCACCGCUCCAAUCACUACCACUCCUCAAUCCACCCGAACGCCCUCGAAACCUUUUCAUGCCGCUUCAUGGACCCUGAUGCCGUCAUCAUCCCACUUCGCGAGGUUGAGUUCAGCUGCAGCAACACGCCAUUCUGCGCUACUACCCGCCGGAGAACACAUCAUCUCAGUCGCCGCCGCCGCCGCCGUCGCCGCUUUAGUCGAUACGAUGCUGCAGCCUGUCGCUCGAGCCUUUGAGAUUCUUGAUUCAGUUCCAGAUAACGGAGAAGCUGUAGACGAGAUGCCGACGCCGAUGAUGUCGGUGCUAGCUACGCCAGCGGCUUCUGUGAGGCCACUUAGGGUUACGGACUCGCCGUUUCCGGUGAAGGAGGAUGAAGAUAUCGAUGAAGCAGUGGACUGGGAGGCUGAAGAGUUUAUCCGACAAUUCUACGAGCAACUUCAACUGUUACAGGGAUGA